AUUCCAGGCUCUGAUCAUGUCGUUGCCCGCGGCCCGCGCUCCGGUGGCGCUACCCUGCCUGCAACAAUUUCCCCGCAAAAACGAGAAAAAAAAAAAACGCCGCCAGCGCAUCACGGCGACGGCGAGCACGGGUUCAGUUCAGGCGACACCACGCCACUUCAGUGCUGCUGCCUUUGGUCGUUCUGGUGUGUGCGCGCGCGGCCGUCCGAGUGCGAGAGUAAGCGGAAACAGAGGGAAGGGAGCGAGCGAACUUGCCGAUCUGCCACCGGCAUCGUGAAGUCGGGACCCCACCCUCAGAGACGCUGACCCUAGGCGCUGCUCCGGGGAGGGAUCCAUCCCGCCGCUCCACGCGAGUCCUUCUCCUUCCUUCCCAGGCAGGCGCGCGCGUCCGCGGCGCCGCGGCAGCGAUGGGCGCGGGCGGGAGCCGGGCGCGGCAGAACGCGAUGCGGUCGGGGGUGGUGGUGCUGGGCGCCGUGGCCUUCGGCUACCUCUCCUUCCGCGUCGGCUUCAAGCCCUACCUCGACCAGGCGCAGGAGGCCAUCGAGUCCUCCAACGACCCCCCCGCCGCCGCCGCCGCCGCCGACGACGACGAGUCCGGCGCCGACGUUCCCGGGGAAGGGGUGGCCGAUCCCGCGCCGUCCAAGGACCCGGCCGUCGUGCUCCGCGACUGAGGCGUCGUGGGGGUCGCGGGGAGCGGGUGCUUUCCUCGCGCGCUUGGUUGCGCCAUUUUGACGAACGCCUUGUACGCGGACCUUGCUUCGACUAUGUUUCGUGCGCUGGAAUUGGAAUCUUUCAGUUUGUCAGCUUAUUUUGUGAUUUUUUUUUCAUAUUGCUUUGAACUGGUUUGUGCUUGAUGCCGAUAUUAAAGUUCGCUGUUUGAUUGAUUC
Molecule: messenger RNA, 887 nt
Organism: Panicum hallii
Lineage: Eukaryota; Viridiplantae; Streptophyta; Magnoliopsida; Poales; Poaceae
Exons: 1
Coding region: 408-671 (87 amino acids)
Source: RefSeq, a predicted model, not a curated record